UCAGCGGUAUGGUGGGUUCGAUUCGGUUGGGUUUAAGAACAGCCUGCUUUGCCGGCAAAGAAGACGAACACUAUCACGUUGAGAACAAUUGGCCAAUGAUCACUUUUACGGGGAAGAUGUUGAUCCAACAGGGAUAUAAGAUGAUUUUCUUUAUAAUAGUGUCCAUGUGCAUCAAAAGUUUAAUCCUCUCGAUCGUAACCUGUGAGAACGCUGAGCAUCAUUUCACUGGUCGAUAUUUAACACUUGCUUCAACAAGAUCAAAAAAAGUCUACGAUCUUGUAUCUAGCGGUACCUAUUGUAAGCGUAAAAAUAUUGCUCACCUCAAGCUUUCAUUUCAUUGCUCCCGGGAAACAAACUUUAAUCGUGCACAGUGCUCGCAUAGCGGAAUAAAACUUGGAAAACUGCCAACGUAUCGAUCUCUAGAUGACACGUAA
Molecule: messenger RNA, 434 nt
Organism: Topomyia yanbarensis
Lineage: Eukaryota; Metazoa; Arthropoda; Insecta; Diptera; Culicidae
Exons: 3
Coding region: 9-434 (141 amino acids)
Source: RefSeq, a predicted model, not a curated record